Symbiodinium natans is the source of this 1740-nucleotide messenger RNA. The record is from the annotation of a GenBank genome assembly. Lineage: Eukaryota; Dinophyceae; Suessiales; Symbiodiniaceae.
AUGUGGCCGGACGGCAAUGACCAGUUCUUCUUUGCAGUAUGCGCUGCGGCUGCCUUGGUGUACUGCCAUGUUGUAGCGCCGGACAUGCUAGCAGCUUGGAAGAAGCUUCGUAACUGCUGGCACGGGGCUUCUGGGAACCACACCGCUGACCCGAAGGGUGUGGAACAGCUGAUGGAGAAUUUCCGAGCGGCCAACUUGCGUUACGGCACCGUGGUAUUUUUCCACAUAGACCUGGUGACCUCUCUGCAUUUUUUGUGGACUUUUCUGCACGCUCCGACCAUGUCUGGCGCAACGGAGUUAGCAGCCAGCAUCUGCUCCUGCAUCGUGGCGUUCUGCAUCAGCAGCGGCCGCGUAAUGGUUUCCCGAAAGCUACUUUUGUUCGGGAACUUUGUGUGUCUGCCCUGUGCAAGCCUCGGUGUGUGGAAUCCGGAGAGAAGUGAUUCCGACUUCGACGCUGGGCUGAAAUUUUGCAUGGUGCUGAUUGCGCACUCUGUGGCGGCGCUCUUGUUCCUUGACGUGACGGUUUUCAUUCCGGCGGCUGUCCUGCACAGCUUCGUCAGCGUGGCGACGUUCAUUCACUUCAGAGGCAGCUCGCAGUUGACACCGGUCUUCGUAGCGUUCCAUGUGUUCCAGCUGUUCGCGCGCAUCGUCCUCGUGUGCAUGGUCGAGGUUGCGGUGCGUGAUUGCUUUGGAUCCCAUCAGAAGUUGGAAGAAGCAGACUGCAUGAUUGCAGGGUUUCAGAAGAUUUUGAAAGGGCUUUGCGACGGAAGCCUCCUGCUGGACGAUCAGCUACGCGUCCACGGGCCCACAACUUCUUUGCAGCACCUCCUUGACCGGACAGAGAUUGCAGGCGUCGACUUCGAAUCACUUAUUGCGGAUUCCUCGGGGAGGGAGCGCUUCGCCACCUUCAUCGAGGCCUCAUGCGCUGCUGCCGGGCAGCGCACGGGGGCAUCGCCUUUCUGCUUGCGGCUGGCCCUGAAGUCCGGCUCCGGUGGGAUCGUUUCGCUGGAUGCAUUUCACGCAGCAGUACCGGGCCUUUCAGGGUCGAAGAAGCCAUACCAUCUGCUUGCCUUUCUUGAGGACAUCGAAGGCCGUCCCGCGCUGCCGGCUCCGCCGGGCGGGGUCCCUGAGCCCUGGCGAUGGCCCCGUUUCGGCACGGCGCCGCGGGUGCCCGGCCCAAUGUCAUCCCAGGCCAGCAGCCGCGCCUCGACCGCUGGAUCCCCAGCCAUGGAUGCCCUCGAGACUCUGCAGGUCGUUCGGGAGUUGGAAGAGGCGACAUUUGUGAUUGACAGUCAGACAGAGGAGCUGAUCAUCCUAGAGGCACACCUGAAGUUCGUCAAGACGCCCACCGAUGUUGAGUUCAAGUUGCAUCUGCCUUCGGUGAAGUCCAUCUCCAGGCCAACCGAUUGGCCACAGCUGCAGAGCGAUCUGUUUCAUUACGCACAUGGACUUUUAGGAGGUGCACCCCAGCUGCCAACGCGCCUCCGACCGUUUCGCGUCUCCGUUCCUGGCAACCCGCGGAAGUAUUUGAAGGCCGAGUACACCCAGCUGAGCUGCGCGAAUCGCAUCGUCCUGCCCGACCAGCCGCUGUUUCUGCACCUGCAUCUGAAGAACUUCAACAAGAUGGAGGCGUAUCCCACGCGACUUGCGAGCCGGUUUCAGGGAUUUGCCUUCCAAGAGGACGAGGAGCAGAGCGACGACGAUGGGCAGAGUUCUGGGGCGACCAGCAGCUUCACCUGA